CCACAUUCCGGCGAUCGAGGAGAACUCGCGCGGACGACUCGCGUGCGCGCGGCACGUCGGUGAUCGGGAAACCGUGAACUUGCACGUUAGAAUUUGUGCACGGCUUCCCCGCCGCGCGAGGGAAAACGCGCCUCGACGGCAACGGCGACGAUGACGGCGGUGAGUGCGUUCGCGGCUCAAGGUCUUCACGAACUUUCCGCCGAACCGGUUUCCAGCCGACGACAUUAGACAUACGUGACUUUCCUCCUCCGUGAGUGCGCGAGCGUGAACUUCCGCGAGGUCGAACCGCCACGGCUCUCGCAAGCGAGCUCGCCGCGAAUCGGGUUUAGCGCCGGCAAGGAACUCGAUAAGGAAGAGAAACCGCCCUGAAUCCCGAAAGGUGCUGCACGCAACCGAGCCCCGGUCGACCAGCCUCCGGGGGACCAUGAGCAGGUCCUGAUCGCCGAGACCAGUCGUGGGCCGCGAAGGGAUGGACGCGGCAGGUCGACGCCAUCAGCAGGAGAAGAAUCACAGACCCGAGUAUCGAUAAUAAGAGCGGGAGAUUGACCAUCGGUCAACCGGACAGGAUUGCCCAUCUAGAUCUUCGCGUCUCCUCGUCACCGCGAUUGGACCUGGAGGAUGAGCAUCGCGGCCAUCGCCCGCAAGAACUGGGCGCUGCGCCUCUCGGUGGUGCUGAACGUGUGCGUGCUGCUGUACGUGUGUGCCCACAUCGGCUCGUCCGGGCCGUGGAUCGAGGAACCGCCGACCAACUGGGCGGCGGCGGCGCCGCUCCAGUCGGACACCUACGGCGGCGCCUUAAACGACCUCGUCAACGGCACCCAGAAGGUCGGCGCCGCCGCGUCGUCCUCCUCAUCCUCGGCCGCGGUCGUCGGCGCCACCAAUAAUGCGGCGCCGACAAACAACGGCGCCGGCCGUCCUCCCAGGAUCAGCCUCGUCACCACGACGCCUCCCAACGGAGUCAAGGCCGAGGUCCUCGACAAGCCGCAGGAGCACCGUAAUCAGACGAUGAGGAACGGCACGACGAGCAUCGCGCGCGAACCGAUGAGCCUGAGGGACGCCGUGCCCUGCCACGAGAAGUCGACCGAGCCGAGGCGGGCGCAGCGCGGCGAUUACUGGGUGCUGUACAAUUACGUGCCGAUGAGCAUGGCGGUGAGAUGCUGGGAGAGCGUGACAUACACCACGCACGCCGACUACACGUUCCUCGACAAUCUGGAGCCGCUGCUGGAGCGCUGGCGGGCGCCGAUAUCGAUCGCCAUGCACGCACCCGGCACCGACUUCCCGGCGACCCUCGACGCCAUCAGGUACUCGAGGAACUGUGGCAGCCCCCUGGUCCCGCAGCUAGUGACCUUUCACGUCUUCUUCAGCAGCAAACACGUGCCAAAAGUGAUACCGCCGUCGGAGAAGAUCGCCUCCGACACGUACAACUGCUCGCUCGGGGCGCCAUGGGUGAACGUCAGCCUCGCGAAGAUGUACAAAAACGAGAAGAAGCUGCUGUACCCGGUAAACGUGGGCCGCAACAUAGCGCGCGAGUCCGCGCCCACCUUCUACGUGUUCCCCAGCGACAUCGAGCUGUAUCCCAGCCCGAACCUGCCCGUCAAGUUCCUCGAGAUGAUCCGCAAGCGGGAUCAGCCGGCUCUCUACAAGCCCAAUCCCAAGGUCUUCGUGCUGUCCAUCUUCGAGGUGGACGAGAAGAAUCAGCCGCCUAACAAUAAGACGCGCCUGAUACAGAUGCUGAAAGCGGGCACCGCCAUACCCUUUCAUAAGAAAUUAUGCUCCGGCUGCCAUAACGUGCCGAAAAGUAAAGAAUGGCAGGAAGCUCCAGAGACGGAGGACCUGCAUGUGUUUCACGUCGGCAAGAGGACUGGCAGCUUCGUACACUGGGAGCCGAUCUUUAUCGGGACCAAUAACGAUCCUUUUUACGACGAAAGGCUCAGUUGGGAGGGAAAGAGCGAUAAAAUGACGCAGGGUUACGCGCUCUGCGUUCUCGAUUAUGACUUUCUCAUCCUGGACAAUGCCUUCCUGGUGCAUCGGCCCGGCAUCAAGAUCUUCAAGAAGGAUCCGCAUCGCGAUAUGCUCACCGCCAAGACGAACGCGCUUAUCAAAAAGAUCAUCAUGCCGGAGUUGAAGGUGUUGUAUGGCACGAGGAAGGGCUGCGCCGUGUAGCCCGUGGAGUCACGGGCACGACGGUGCGUGCUUUACAGAUGCUCAUCCAUACGAUGGAAUCAUCUGCGACCCUCCCUGUCGUCUGCAUCGUCGUCGUCGUCCUCGUCGUCGAGUUUCGUCGCGCAGCAACAAAUCGCCCGGAUUCGCAGCAAGCUGCGAUUCGCUCUGGGACCCCGGGAUCGUGUUCACGUGCGCGUCGUCCGACCCCCUCGCGAGUGGGACCCGAAAAAAAUUCGCUGCGAUUCGUAGAGAACACUUCCCCUUCUCUCGAAUUAUCGCCAACUCAACGGUGCCGAACGAACAAAUUAUCGCAUAAGUACUCGGUGAGUUUAGAGUAACAACAUUGUUUCACGGACGCGUCGUGCUCGCGUGUGAUAAGCGCGUCGCUUCGCUAUCGCGAUCAUCAUCGAUCAUCGUUGCCAUCACUCUUAUCAUUAGCAGCGUCGGUACUAGUGUCUUACGGGAAACGUCGAGGCAACGUGAAGAGACAAGGAUUGCACGAAAGAAGUAAUGUACGUCGCAAUGUUCAAAUAUCCUCUCGGUGGUAAUUCUCUAGUUUUCGUAAAAAGAUACCUAGUGCAUAGGUAAGGAGUCGUACCACGUAUUGUUUUUGGAUACGGUUAUAUUUUUAGACACCUGUGCGUGCAGGUGCAGGUAUAAAGUAAUACUGUGUAGAUAGACAGUAAAACGUAUCUCUUUGAGUACUUAAAAUUAGAAAAUGCUACAUUCGCUCGCGUGACUGCCGAAACUCAGUGACCGUAUUGUUUUCUUUUGGUAUGUAAGAAUUAAUUGUAUUUAUGUAAAAUGUUCCUUGGUUCUUUUUCUUCAUAAAUAUAUACGACGUCGCUUCUUA
Temnothorax curvispinosus is the source of this 3016-nucleotide messenger RNA. RefSeq names its product beta-1,4-glucuronyltransferase 1. NCBI's taxonomy places the organism in Eukaryota, Metazoa, Arthropoda, Insecta, Hymenoptera, Formicidae. Bases 619 to 2163 code for a protein of 514 amino acids. The record is from RefSeq and is a predicted model, not a curated record. The transcript is spliced from 6 exons.